AUGUUUUUUUAGACUACGGCUAGGUGACGCAAGCUACCACCCACUACAAAGGUAACAUCCAACGAUUUAUCUAUCCUGAAAAUGAAGCCUAUGAUCUCUAGCAGUCUCUAGCAUCUAAUGAAGCGCAGCGCAGGCGCAGCGUGAGCGGCGUGAGCACGAGGUAAAUGAGGCAGGUGCAGGGGCAACGUUUAGGAGGGGGUACAGUAGGUACUGCAUACAAUGACUAAGUUUUCAGCUUCUCCUUUGAAUCCUGCGACGAUGAACGUGUUUACGUCGCACUUCAACCCGAUCACGGGAAGAAACGAGUGGGAACUCCGUCCAGAGGAGUACGAUUACCACCAAGAAAUCGCGAGGAGCUCCUUUGCUGAUAUGUUGCACGACUGGGAAAGAAACUCCAAGUACCACUCGGCCUUGCGAGAGGCGAUGGACAACGUAAGGAACCGUGGCGAACGCGUGAAAGUGUUGGACAUCGGCACCGGAUCCGGUCUCCUCGCUAUGAUGGCAGCAAAUUACGGGGCUUACAGCGUGCACGCUUGCGAGGCUUUUGCCCCGGUGGCGCAACGAGCCAGGCAGGUGAUCAAGGACAACGGUUUCGGUGACAAAAUAUGCCUCAUCUCGAAACGAUCAACCGACAUCGAGGUUGGCCCAGGAAAAGACAUGCCUGAGAAAGCAAACAUCCUGGUGACCGAAGUUUUUGACACCGAGCUGAUAGGGGAAGGAGCCAUUGAAACAUUCACUCACGCGCUUCGAGAACUUUUAGAGCCAGAUGCCCUUGUGGUCCCUCAUGCUGCCACGAUUUAUGCCCAAGCUGUCCAUUCGCCUUUUCUGAGAAGUUUCCACACAGUCGGUGCCGUCUCGGUGACCGGAGAGCAGACUGUCUUAGUACCAAAAGGAGUCCAGGACUGUGCUGGAGUGCCCGCAGUGCAUGACCUACAGCUCAGCCAGCUGGAAGAAUCGGACUUCAUCCCACUCACACCACCCCUGCCAGUGUUCAGGUUCAACUUCACAGACCCUUUGACGCUGGCACCAAAAGCACAUACCGUUGUUGAAACUACAGCAGCGGAAAGUGGCACCUGCCAUGCCAUACUAAUGUGGUGGAAACUAGACAUGGACCCAGGAGCCAAAAUUGAGCUCAGUUGUGCACCUUACUGGGCCCAUUCGUCUGGAAAAAGCGCCCCUUGGAGAGACCAUUGGAUGCAAGGAGUCUACUAUCCACCCAAAACGAUACAAGUUGAAACUGGACAGCAGUUUCAGCUCCUGGCAUGUAGGGACCAGUACAGCCUGUGGUUCUCUGUGUCUCAUUGCAGGAAAGCCCCCGAGCCUGCGGAGAGUCCCUUGUGCAACUGUGGCCUGCACAUGUCGCUCAGUCGCACCAGAAUCGGGAUGCUCAACGACGACACCAGAAACAGGGCUUAUGCUUCAGUACUCCAAAAGGUUGUGACUAAAGAGUCUGUCUGCCUCUGUUUGGGCACUGGAAGCCUCAUCCCUUUCAUGGCUGCAAAGUUAGGUGCAAAGAAAGUUUACGUGAUUGAAGGGGAUACCAUUUUGCAUGCACUGGUGACCGAGUACAUGACCUGCAACCAAUUACAAGGAGUUAGCGUCUUGGAAAAGGAGCCUCUCCAUCUCGCAGAGGAUGACUUGGAUGAACGGGCCAACUUGCUUCUGAGCGAGCCUUUCUUCAGCACAAGCCUCCUGCCCUGGCACAACCUGCAGUUCUGGUUCCUGCGGCCUGAGAUUGAGCAUUUACUGACCCCUGGAGCCAUCACUCUGCCGGGCACUGCAGUCUUCUAUGGACUGGCUGUGGAAUUCGAACACCUCUGGAAGAUCAGAGCACCUGUCAGAGAGGCAGAAGGCUUUGACCUCUCUGCAUUUGAUGAGCUCAUACAGAAUGCACAGGCCGUGAGCGAUGAGAUGGUGGAACCACAGCCUCUCUGGGAAUACCCCUGCACUGCCAUGACGCAUCCGUUCCACAUUGCAACAGUCAACCUGGCAUCGAAUCUAAAAUCUGCUGCAACAUCGGGCCAUGUUUGCUUUGAGAGUACUGGGAACUGCAAUGGUGUUGCCCUGUGGAUGGACUUUGUUUUUGACGAAGACAACACGGUAACCACUGGACCAACCAAGAAAGUUGUCCUGGGAAAAAAGGUCACCUGGGAUCGCUUCUCAAGGCAGGGGGUCUACCUAUUCGACAAAAGAAGUCUGCAACAUUGCAAAGACAGUGGAACCAUCCUCAAGUGGACGUUUGAAUUGGAUCAGCAAAGUGGUUCUGUGCAGUACACAUUUAAAAUUGAGCCUGUUGCUACAUGACUCAAUAAAACCUUGCAGAGUGUAAACCAAAAGCCGAUUGGUGCAAAUGAAUAAACUUGCGCAGAAUCCCUUC
Messenger RNA from Ixodes scapularis (black-legged tick), 2377 nucleotides. Its product is annotated as protein arginine N-methyltransferase 7. Gene Ontology annotation, biological process: peptidyl-arginine methylation. NCBI's taxonomy places the organism in Eukaryota, Metazoa, Arthropoda, Arachnida, Ixodida, Ixodidae. The coding region runs from base 220 to 2304 and encodes 694 amino acids. The transcript is spliced from 14 exons. The record is from RefSeq and is a predicted model, not a curated record. Gene Ontology annotation, molecular function: protein-arginine omega-N monomethyltransferase activity.